AUGGCCUCGUCGAUGUCUUCCAUCAUCAUCAUCCCCGGAUCCUUCACCACCGCGCCAAUGUACUACGAUCUAGUCGACAAGAUCCAAGCCCUCCGCGGCGGCGAAUCGGGCUCAGUCUUCGUCAACAACCUCCCGUCGGCAAGUCGCAAUCCGCCCGAAGAGCCGGCGACCUUAGAUGACGACGCUGCGUUCUUCCGGGCCAUCAUCGAGAAACUAGCGGAGCGAGGGCAGGACGUCGUGGUCGUGGCGCAUUCGUACGGCGGCGUCGUGGGCACGGAGGCGCUCAAAGAAGUGAGCAAAGCUGAACGAGAAGCGCGUGGACAGCCCGGUGGUGUCGUGAGGAUCGUCUACCUCACUGCCCACGUACCGUCGGAGGGGAGUUCAGUGACGAGCAUGCUUGGGGACGCUCCGACUGAAAUGGUCGAGUACGGAAAGGACGGCUUCCAUCGACUCGUGGGCAUCGAGACCAUCGCCCAAGCCACCUUUCCCGACCUUGAACUCGACAAGGCCGUGGCGGUGGUUAAGCACAUGACCCGACACUCAGCCGUCAGCUUCGCCGGCGAGAUCACGCACGCCGGGUACAAGCAUGUGCCGGUCUCGUACAUCGUGUGCGAGAACGACAUGAUCAUCCCGCCGGAAAUGCAACGGGGUUACAUAGAAAAGAUCCAAAGGGAGAGCGGGAGGGAUGUCGAUGUCCACACUCUCAACACGGGACACGCUCCCAACACCACGGCGCCGGACCAGUUGGCAAACGUCAUUGUCCGGAUUGCUGCCGCGGCUUCAGCAUGA
This is a messenger RNA of Cladophialophora psammophila CBS 110553, 789 nucleotides long. RefSeq lists its product as uncharacterized. The coding region runs from base 1 to 789 and encodes 262 amino acids. NCBI's taxonomy places the organism in Eukaryota, Fungi, Ascomycota, Eurotiomycetes, Chaetothyriales, Herpotrichiellaceae. The transcript is spliced from 2 exons. The record is from RefSeq and is a predicted model, not a curated record.